Drosophila hydei is the source of this 1882-nucleotide messenger RNA. Its product is annotated as cytosol aminopeptidase. The transcript has a single exon. Gene Ontology annotation, molecular function: metalloaminopeptidase activity; manganese ion binding. Gene Ontology annotation, biological process: proteolysis. The record is from RefSeq and is a predicted model, not a curated record. Gene Ontology annotation, cellular component: cytoplasm. NCBI's taxonomy places the organism in Eukaryota, Metazoa, Arthropoda, Insecta, Diptera, Drosophilidae. The coding region runs from base 135 to 1706 and encodes 523 amino acids.
AUUAGGACAUUAAAUUUUUCAUUUAUUUUAAAAAUUUUCGUGGAGUAAAAUUAAUCAGUUAAUCAUAUAUUCACGUAUAUAUAUUAACAAUUCGUGUGCCCCGUUUCUAAACGUAAAACAAAAAACAAAGCAAAAUGCCAGCUUGUCGUGAAUUGCGUAUUUUUAAUUCUGCCCGUCGCCUCUUUGGCCAUGAGUCUGCAUCAUUGGGAUGUCGUGCAUUUUCGACCAAGUGCGACAAGCCCAAAGGAGUUGUUGUCGGCAUCUAUCAAAAGGAUGGCGACAAGCCGAUUAAGUCCUCGGAGAAUGGUGUGCUGCUCGAUGACGCUGUCGGCGGUAAGAUAAUGAGCCUGGUCCGGGAUCGCGGGAUGGACGGGCGGCCCGGAAAAGGGCUACUGUUUAAUGGACUCGAAGGUGAGUUCCAAACAGUAGCCGUCGUUGGCAUGGGUCCGUCUGGCGCUGGGUAUAACGAAGCCGAGGAACUGGACGAGGGUAUGGAGAACACGCGCAUUGCCGCUGGAACUGGCGCACGGGCGUUGCAGCUACAACGCAUGUCCGAGGUGCACGUUGAUGGUAUGGACUUCGCAGAACAGGCUGCAGAGGGGGCGGCACUCGCCGUGUGGCGCUAUAACGCCAACAAGCGCAAGAAGAACCGCUUGCCCACACCCAAACUGCACAUGUAUGGCAAGGGCGACCAAGAUGCUUGGGUGCGUGGCUUAUUCAAGGCAGAGUCGCAGAAUCUGGCUCGUCGACUCUCGGAUACUCCCGCUAAUCAAAUGACGCCUUCUAUCUUUGCUCAAGCAACUGUGGACGCACUCUGCCCUUGCGGUGUAACCGUGGAAGUCCGUUCCAUGGACUGGAUCGAGGAUAUGAGCCUCAACUCUUUCCUGAUGAUUGCCAAGGGCUCCUGCGAGCCACCACUGCUGCUUGAGUGCUCAUACUGCGGUACGUCUCCCGAAGACAAAGCCGUAUUGAUGAUUGGCCAAGGCCUGACCUUCCACAGCGGCGGCCUGUGCCUAAAGAAGAAAGACGGCAUGGAUGAGUAUCGCGGCUCGAUGUCCGGUGCAGCCGUCUGUGUUGGUGUGCUGCGUGCUGCAGCUGCUCUAUCUUUACCCAUGAAUAUCUCGGCUGUCUUGCCCCUCUGCGAACAUAUGCCAUCCGGCAUGGCCGUCAAAUGCGGUGAUGUGGUGACCCUGUUGAAUGGUGUUACACUUGGCAUCAAGAACGUCGACAAAGCACCAGUUGUGAUGCUGGCAGAUCCACUGCUUUACGCCCAGGCCAACUUCAAGCCAAAGAUGAUCAUUAGCGUUGGCUCCAUUGGCGACGGCGUUAACUGCGGUCUCGGCGGCUCUGCCACUGGUCUGUGGAGCAACUCUUCCUAUGUCGCCAAGCAGUUCCGCAAGGCGGGUGGCAUUACCGGAGAUAGAGUCUGGCGUAUGCCCCUCUUCCGCUACUUCAGACACAUUGUCACUAAGAACACCACCUACGACAUGAGCAAUUGCGGUCGAGGCCCGGCAUCAUCUUGCCUGGCUGCGGCUAUACUUCACACAAUGGUGCCGUGUCUGGACUGGGCGCAUCUGGAUAUUCGCGGCACCGGCAUGCUAACAAAGAUCAAUACUCUACCCUAUCUACUCAAGGAUAGUAUGACUGGUCGUCCCACUCGCACGAUCAUUCAGUUUAUGUAUCAGCUAGCUUGCGCUCAAACCUAGGACUGACUUCCAUUAGUUUUUCAUAUGUUUCUUCCAUAUGUACGUUGGCUCAUGUUUAAAAUGGACAAGUUAGCGCUAGAUAGUGACCUAAUUAAACUCUAAAUUCAAAUCUAUCAGUAGUUAAUCGAAUCUCUGCGUUCGACAGCACGAACGAGAUUCAAAUGAAGCGUAUGGAG